CGCGCCACGCGGCUGUGGUGAACUGGGAGUAGCCAAAUAUAUACGUGCAGUUUACAUUAAUCCUCUAAUCAAGAUGGCGGCUGUCACUGAUGAGCAUCAGUUUCUAGUCCAGCUAUGAUCUGAGAGGAGAUGAUAGCGGAGCCAACUUUACUGUCCAGAUCGGUGCAAAAAGAGAACUCAGUAGUUGACGUCUCUUCCUGUGCAUCGGUGCAUCACGUUUCAAGUGAGAGAAAUGAAAACAGACAGAAGACUGUGAGAGGAAAGAGGAAAGCCCGGGAAUGCUCUGAGAAUGCCAAAAGAAAGCAUUCAAAGAGCAGUAAUGGCAGCCUGGGCAGAGCAGAGAACGAACAGCUCAAAAAUGGAGACGUGGAAGCCGUCACACUGUUUGAGGUGGUCAGCAUGGGCAGGAAUGCAAUGCAGGCUGUGGUGGAUGACUGGAUUGACGCUUAUACUGGCGACAGAGACUCAGCACUGCUCGAUCUCAUCAGCUUCUUUAUCCAGUGUUCAGGAUGCAAAGGGAUGGUUACAGCAGAGAUGUUUCAGAGUAAAAAGGGUACCGAUGUCAUGAGUAAAAUGGUGGAGGAUUUGGAUGAGGACACAGGUUUACAAUAUAAGAAGUUCCUUGCAUUUCCAUGGAUUUUAACUGUCACGUGGCCUCUUGACAUGGACAGUGGCGAGUAUCCCCUCAUCAUGUCCGGCCUGUACUGGAAGAGGUUUCGUUCACACUUCUGUGAAUUUGUAUCGGUGCUAGUGGCCCAGUGUCAGAACUGUGUAAUCUUUGACGGCUACCUCUUGAACACACUAAUUUCACUGCUGACAGAGCUCUCCGAUUCCAGAGUUCGCGCUUUCAGGCACACCUGUACGCUAGCAGCAGUGAAGCUGCUCAGUGCUUUGGUGAAUGUGGCUCUCAACCUCAGUGUCAGUGUCGAUAACAGUCAGCGGCUGUACGAGGUCGAGCUAGCCAAGAUGGCCAGCAAACGGGCUUCUCCGAGGCUGGACAGGAUCCAGAGAAAGAUCAGUGAGAUACAGGACAGGAAAUGUGAAAUUGAGAACAUGAUGGAUGCCGUUUUCAAAGGAGUCUUCCUGAAGAGAUACAGAGACGUGAUUCCUGAAAUCAGGGCCAUCUGCAUGGAGGAACUGACAGUGUGGAUGAAGCUGUAUAGUUCAGUGUUUCUGAAUGACAGCUAUCUGAAGUACGUGGGGUGGAUGAUGCAUGACAAGCAACCUGAUGUGCGUCUGAAAUGUGUGCUGGGACUACAGGCACUUUAUCAGGAUCAAAGUAGUUCCAAAAUGGACCUUUUCACGAUACGGUUUAAGGAGAGGAUGAUCUCCAUGACUCUGGAUAAAGACCAUGAAGUGGCCAUACAGGCCAUGAGAUUGCUCAUGGUCAUCUCUCAAUCCUGUGAGGAUUUUCUGAGUCCUGAUGACCACAAGAAUGUCUUCCAAUUUGUGUACUGCUCCCACAGACCUCUAGCUACCACUGCGGGUGAAUUCCUCUAUAACAGGCUGCUCAGUAACCAUGAAUUAUCAAAGCCCAGAGAUGGAGCCUCUGAUCAGGAGAGGCACAGAGAGUUAGUCUUAGCUAGAGUCCGAGCCCUGAUCCAUUUCCAGACCGAGAAUGAGCUGCAUCAGCAUGUGCUGUACCUCGUGGAUAGUCUGUGGGACAGUGCAGGGGCUCUGCUGAAGGAUUGGACCGGUCUUACCUCACUGCUCUUACCUCACACGUCCUGUCAGGAACAAGCUCUGAGCAUAGCUGAGGAGGCCUUUGUGAUUGAGCUCAUAUUGGCAUCAGUGAGGCAGGCUGCAGAGGGCCCUCCUUUGUCAGGGAGAGGAGCAGGUAAAAAGGUGGUAAAUUCUAAAGAGAAAAAGUUACAAAUUGAUGACUGCACAAAACUCACUGAACAGUUCAUUAAAGUGCUGCCUGAGCUGUUAUCCAAGUACUCAGAGGAUGCUGAAAAACUCACCUCCCUUCUAAAAAUACCUCAGUAUUUCCAAACAGACACCUGUGAUCAUGAAAACUCACUGUGUGCUCAGGCAUUGCUGGCUGAGCUGGAGGCUGCGGUGGACAGACACACACAUGCUGGACUGCUGGAGGCGGCUGCUCGUUCUUACCAGAGCCUCUGUGCUCAGGAUUUGCCCUGGCACUCUCUGGCCCGGCCCAGCUUUGACCGGUUCAUCAAGCACUGGACAGACACACUGGAAACACGGUUAGGAGAAUCACUGAGUGAUGGUUGUUUCACUGCAAACGAGGACAGCACUUUGGAAAUUCUGUCCACACUGAAGAAACUUAAUGCUUUCAAUAUUGCUCAGGAUCUGUCUAAAUGGAGCCUGUAUGAGCUGGGGACCAGACUCCUGGACGUAGAGAUAAAACAUGGUGGUCUUCCCAUGGAGGUGACAGUUGAGGCUCUGCGCUUCAUGUGUAACUGCGUCCUUUGGAAGCUCAACACCUUUGGAGAAGGUGUGACCUCCAGGGAAUCCGCCCUCCAGCAGAGAAGCCAGCUACGUGCCUUCUGUGAGAAAUGUUACCGCUGUCUCUCGCACGCUGAGCAGCUUGUACGAGAGCAAGCCUUCAUAUGUCUGAGUGAUGUUCUCAUAGCUCAUAAUUACCAGCUUCAGAUGUGGGAUUCGUCUGCAGGCACUCCAGUGCUGUACACCCCUGAUCCCAAACUCCAGAAAGCUCUUCUUUCCUUCGUCGUGGAGCAUGUCUUCACCAGCCCUGAACAGGACACCCACAGUAGUAAAGUCAGUGAGAGUGAGUGUGGAGACGGACGGCUGGAAGACUUGCACCGGCGGAGAAAUCUUCUGGCGGCGUACUGCAAGCUGAUAGUGCACAGUGUGCUGGAGAUGAGCAUGGCUGCUGAGGUUUUCAAGCAGUACGUGAAGUACUACAAUGACUUCGGCGACAUCAUCAAAGAGACCCUGAACAGGACACGGCAGAUGGACAAGAUGGAAAGCGCACGCACGCUGGUGCAGUGCCUUCAGCAGCUGUAUCUGAGGCUGAAACAGGAGCAGGACAGAGGAAACACCUGCAGCUCCAGGGUCCAGACAUACAGCAGCAUCAAGGAGCUGGCCAGACGCUUCUCACUCACCUUCGGAUGGGACCAGAUCAAAUCCCGCGAGUCCCUGGCCAUGAUCCACAGGGACAGCAUUGAGUUUAUUUUCAAAGGGUUCGUUCAGCAGUCUGAGAAACACUCUCCGCCGUACAUCUCAUACCUCACCAUCCUCAGCGAAUUCUCCAGCAAACUGCUCAAACCUGACAAGAAGACUAUCUACAGUUAUUUGCAGAAGUUUGCUGGUGAGCUGGUCAUUAACAACAGAGAGGAGAGCUGGAUGCCGCUGAUUUACUACAGAACGUCUCUGAUGGGCACGGCUGAGGGAGAAGAUGCCAUCUCCUUCAUCAGCUCUGACACUAACAAACAGCCCUCCCUCAGCAACCGCUCCAGAUCACCCUCCGUCAAACAAGUCAACUCUGAAGGGGACCAAAGGUUUCUUUCCCCCUCUUCAGAACCAAAGGGAAAUGAGCUUCUGAAAAGUUCCGAAGACUCAAAAGUCCAACAAGCCCCACUGAGCAGAGAGCAGCUGACCAGCAGUCUCGUGUCUGAUAAAGUUCUAAGGAGCAGUGAUGAAGUGGAUGUGGAUACUGUAGAUAUUGAUGGCUAAUGUUGUAAUCAUGGAUCUGUUUUUUGUUUUGUAUUUACUGGUAAAGGACACCAUUCGCACUACAUAAUGCCCUGUAUAAAUAAAUGGUGCCAUUUAAAAUGAUAAUCAUGAUCAGAUUCAGAUCUAAUAAGGCGGUGCUGAAAUAUCUGUAAAGAAUGUAAAUUCAUGGUGCAUUGCUAUCGAUGAAAUUUUUGCACGGCCUAUGUGGGCUUAAAAAGACAGAAUGAUGCACUUUCAAAUCUUGAUGUAUAAAACACUCAUUUACUGCUAAUUGUAGCGCAAAAAAAAAAAUAUUGCAAUUUGACCAAUCUUUUUUUAAUACUUGUUGCCCUGUAUACUUUUAGACCACACAUAUAUACAUUUUGUUGUGCAUUGCUGAAUCAUAAUGUGGUUUAUUCAGGUAUUCAAAUAAGCUACACCCGUGUUGUAAAUUGUGGAGAAGCAACUGUAUUUUUUUUUAUUUGAUGCGUUGUCACAGCUAUUAUGUUUAUGCCUUCUACUUAAAUUAAAACAGGUUGCUCCAUAAUUAUUUCAAAUUAAUUUGACUUGCAGAAAUUUAUAAAUGAACUUUAAUUAAAGAGCAAUAACAUCCUGCAGCGAAUGUGUGACUUUUGUCUUAAUACUUUAUUUAACUCUUUAAAACAAGAAAAAGUUCAUUUUUACAAUAAUAAAAGUACAUUGUUAGGAAGCACUUCUACAGAAAUAAUACAAACGUAAUUUGUUGAAAACAUUUAGCUGGACUAAAGCCUAAAGGUUUAGAACAAACGAGGCAAACAAAUAUUUACAAAUACAUUAUAAUUUAGAAACACUUCUCA
This is a messenger RNA of Sinocyclocheilus grahami, 4475 nucleotides long. RefSeq names its product cohesin subunit SA-2. Bases 130 to 3660 code for a protein of 1176 amino acids. Gene Ontology annotation, molecular function: chromatin binding. Gene Ontology annotation, cellular component: cohesin complex; nucleus; chromatin. The record is from RefSeq and is a predicted model, not a curated record. The transcript has 32 exons. Gene Ontology annotation, biological process: sister chromatid cohesion. NCBI's taxonomy places the organism in Eukaryota, Metazoa, Chordata, Actinopteri, Cypriniformes, Cyprinidae.